AGGGCGGAGUGUCAUCUACCGCUGCAUAACGUUGCUCUCGUCCACGACGACCUCUCUUUCUCUGCGCUCGUCGUCUGCGUCUACGUACACGUAAAGCGGCGGCAAGGCGUUGUACUGAUUGCUCUAUAUACGUACUGCUGUGCGGCCACUUAAACUUGGAACGAACGCCGCCUGCCUGCAACGCUGAUCAGCCCUUCCUCAUUCCCCCCACGCACAAAGCAUGAUGGGCCUCUUCUCGCAGGCAAGCAAUCAUCUCCGGCGACCACGCGGCGCCUCCGUGGACGACAAAGCCCCCGAGGAUACCGAGCCGGACGAUACAUCGAUCUUGGACGAGAAUGAGGGCUCUGUCAUCAUGUCGCUCAUCUCCCAGCUCAGGGUGGGCAUGGAUUUGUCGAAAGUGACGUUCCCUACGUUCGUGCUGGAGCCCCGCAGCAUGCUCGAGCGGAUAACUGAUUUCAUGGCGCACCCUGAUCUCAUCUUUGGCGCCGAGGAGUGCGAUGAUCCCGAGGAGCGGUUCAUCCGUGUGUUGCAGUAUUAUCUCGCUGGAUGGCAUAUCAAGCCGAAAGGAGUCAAGAAACCGUACAACCCUAUACUUGGAGAAUUCUUCCGGUGUCGAUACGACUACUCGAACGGCACCCAAGGAUUCUACAUUGCAGAACAAGUCUCACAUCAUCCUCCCAUCUCGGCAUUUUACUAUAUAUCUCCCGCUAAUAAAGUCUGUAUCAUCGGCGAGCUCCGGCCCAAGUCGCGGUUCCUCGGGAACAGUGUUUCGACCGUCAUGGAGGGCGAGAACCGAGUAAUCCUACAGGGGCGACAGGACGACGGUGAAUACGUGAUCUCCAUGCCAAAUAUGUACGCACGCGGCAUCCUGUUCGGUAAGAUGGUGCUCGAGCUGGGCGAUACGUGCACAGCAAAGAACGAGAAGCACGGCCUGUACUGCGACCUCGAGUUCAAGACGAAGGGGUUCUUCUCGGGGACGUACAACGCCAUCUCUGGUCGCGUGCGCAAGGGGAACACGGAUAUCGGCGAGAUUUCCGGGAGAUGGAGUCACGUCAUGGAGUACAAGAGUGCGAAGACUGGAGAGAAGAGGGUCCUGUUUGACGUCCAAAAGAUGGGAGACAAAGUUGCCCCCAAGUGGGUAGCCCCCGAGGAGGAACAGGAGCCUAAUGAAUCCCGACGACUAUGGUCAGCACUGACAAAGGCCAUUAAUGACAAAGAUAUGGACACCGCGACAUCCGCGAAGUCUGCAGUAGAGGAGUCCCAGCGUGAAGAGCGGCGCAAGCGAGAGGAAAGUGGGGAAAAACAUGUUCCUCGGUUCUUCGAGUUACGCAAUGGGCGAUGGGAGCCCAAGUUUACGCCCCCGGACAACCCAGACGAGGCGGUUGAAGCUGUCCGACAAUGGAUCUGGCCUUCUUCACGAUAGAUCACUGACUCCUACACGUACAAUCUGUAUACUAAGUUUCCCGUCGCGUAAUGAUUCACAUCCAAAUGUACAUUGGAAUACCGUAACAAAUGAGGGUAUCGAUUAGAACAUCGUUCUGUGUAAUGCAAAUUAAAGACGGGGCGUGAUGAUAGCAGCGAGAGGAAGUGAUGAGUAUGAGUAACAUAUGCAAACAUUAGAUCAAGCAUAGAUGCACACCAAGAGAGAAAUCCGGGAUAUACUACAAGAGGAAAGAGUGAUCAUGACCACCAGCCGUCUUCACCGAGAGUCGGCGCUGCUGAGACGGUGCUAGGCGUCGGUGAUGGGAUCUGACGUCUAUAAUAUGCUGAUGGCUUUGCCUUGGCGGCCAUCGGGCCUCCAUUUCUGUAAGGCCGUGGUGCGUGGAUAGAGUCCCAGACCGAAGUCUGAGGAGGAGACAUAGCACCGGCACCUCUGCCGUUGACAGCCACUGGUGUUGCAGACCGACUGGGUCCGUACACGGUGCUGGCUCGAGAGGACGGGCGAGCAGUACCGUUCUGCACGUUGCGGACAGUGAGCGGUGCUGGCAUUGAUGCUUUUUCGAGCUCUCCUUGCAGUCGCGCCACCUGUGCUUCGAGGGAUGAGACUUGCUCGCGGAGUUUGUUCUCCCGAUCCUUGGUAAGGCGCGAAUCCGCGUCUUUCUCCUCCAACUGGAGUUUAGCAAGCGAAUAGUCCGCGUCUAGCUGAGCCGCCCGUUGUUCCUCCUGGUCCAGCUUAGUGCGCGUCAAUUCCAGGUCGGCCUCAUAUUCCUUCGCUCGCUUCUCCCAUUCCGCAGCCCGUUGCUGAGCAGUUGUAAGCGUCUGCUUGGCGGCAACCGCGGCACGCUCGCUGCUGACGACCUUAGUCUCUUGCUCCUUCACUCGUUUCUGCAGAGCUGCAUAUUCGCCCUCUAUGAUCUUACUGCGGUCACGAAUGCGCCGGAGCUCCUUCAACUCCUCGUUAUCCGAGUUCUGUAACACGGUUAUAACAUGUUCCAGCUGCUCCACCGAACGACGAAGACCGUCCGUUUCAGCCUGCUGGCAAAGGAGUCGCUCAUGCUCUUUUUGCAGCAUAUCGAAUGAUCGCUCAGUCGCUUCCUUAUCAUGUGCAGCAACUCUAGCCUGUGACUCGAGAGAGUCCACCUUGGAUCUAAGGAUUUCUUUCUCGUUGCGUAGCUCACGGUUUGUCCGCUCUAGUUCGAUUAUACGCUCUUGAUGCGUCUGGGCAGCCACGUCCGAGGAUUUCAGACGAGCAAGGGCCUGCGACAAAGCUUCCUCCAGUUCGGACGUUUUCGAUUCAAGUGCGACAGCUUCAGCGGUCUUGGUAGCUGCUACAGUUUGGUGUUCUUCAAUUUGAAUCCGCAGUCUAUCUCUCUCUGCCUCGACGGCUAUGAGCUUCUCAUUCAAAUGAUCUUUCUCCACGCGGACUUGGCCGUGCGCGCCACGAGCCUUGGCUAGUUGUACUUGCAAUUCAGUGUUUGUACUCAUCAGUCUCCUCAGUUCAUCUUGAUCCUGCCUAGAGCCACUACGGGAGACCAGAUCAGAGUAGGCGUCUUGCAAAACCUUGGUGGAAGCAGUGAGCAUCUCGGGCAGAGUGUCAAGACCAUUCAUGACGUCCUGGCGGAAGGCCGAGAACUCCUCAGUUAGGGCAACAAUUGUCUUCUGGCUGUCCGCGAGCUCAUCGACGCUCCGGUCAUUCUGCCGGACGUCGGCGAGCGACUUGAUAACAUCUUCGAAACGCCUCCCGCGCUCCUGCAGCUCCGCUUGAACACUCUGGAGACUUUGUGUUGCCGUAAGCACCUGGCUAGGUAAGGCAGACAACGAAGACAUCAUGUUAUCUUGGAUAGUUAUCAGUUUCUCACUCUGCGCUGAAAGAAUCUGCUGGCUAUUCUUCAAAGCAUCCGCAGUGCUGGCCACGUCCUUCACAGGUUGCAGAAGUGAAGAGACACUUUCUGACACCUUCAUGGUGAGUGUGUCCAUAUUGAAUGCUUUGUCGCGGACAGCCAGCCGGGAAUCCAGCCUCUCAACGACCAGAUCAGAAACCUGUUCUUUAAUCUCAUGAGCAUCCAGCGGCGCCACAACCCGACGCAUUUCCGUAGUAAGCCGAGACACAAUGGCCUCUUCAUCCAGGGAAGGCCCGGGGGAUUGUAUGCCAGGUAACAGAGGCAAGAGCCUGUCCACGAUCAGCCCAGCAGUCUCGCGCUUGUCCGAUGCGAGGUCAAUCAGCUGAGAUAUAUGAGGCUUCACAGCUUGAGUAAGUUGAGCAGUGAGAGCAUCGUAGUCAAUGGGAUCGGAUCGAAGUGCGGCUAGCUGGGGAGAAAGCACGGCGACAAUCUCGCGCACCAGCGACUCUCUGUCCAAGGGCUGCGACAACCCGCCAGAGGCCAGCGAGUCAAUACGUCCCGCCAGUUGCGAGACAGAGCCAACAAUGGCAUCGAUAGUCCUAGCGCUGUACUCUUCAAUGGCGGGUCCCAGAUUGUAUCGUGAUCCGACACCUUGCGUCUCCACUUGUUGCCUGAGUUCAGCCAGUUCUUGGCGUAUGACAUUCUGCGCCUCGGCUUGUCCUCGUUCAAUGACAUCCUUGAUAAGCUGGAAGUCCAAUUCACCCCGUGCAUCUGCCUGACUGGUUUCCAGCUCCCUAACAGCUGACUCUUGCAACUGUGAGCGGAACAGACUGACAACCUCGUUGAUCAUAGCCUCAGUAGAUGGGUUAACACCAUUCCCGCUAGAUUGCUUCAGGUCUAUGAGAUCCUGGCGGAGCUCGUCUAACUUCUCCUCCAGCAAGGCCUCCAAGCGCUGCUCAUAUAGCCCCAAGUCAUCACGCUUCGACAUGGAAAUAGGAGGGAUCGAGAUGCCCGACAACGAGGAGUCGGCGGCACUGUGCAGAGCUGGUAAGGAUGACCGGCGCGGUCGCGCGGCGACGCUUCCUGUCGAACUUGCCAGAGAAUCCCGACGAAUAGGGUCAGUCGCAAGACGGUGAACAGAAAUCUUUCGAGAAAUCGAGGGCACGUUGGUGUCAUCCAGCGACGAUCGAGAAAUAUGGUCGAAGAUCUCGCGAGAACUCAAGCGGGAGCGCACAGUACGACGAGUCCUUUCUUCGCCAUUCCCGUUUACCAAGGCCUUGAACAACCCAGCCGGGACAGUAUUUGUCGAAACAGGGUGCUUGAAGUCCAGAGGGAUGGGGGCCCGCUUGCCCUUGUAGCUUGGCGGUAUAGGAAGUUCUCGAGCACCCGGCGAAGGGCUCCCCUGUUCUGCCAACGUAGUGAUGUUCGCGGGCAAAUCGUUCUCGCGCGUCGGGCUCGAGCCUGCAUCCGUAGGAACAGACGGGAACGUAGAGAAGCCACCGAACGUAAAUGGCUUUGCGCCCGCAUUGAGACCCUCGUACUUGUUGGACCCAGGGGGUGUUGUAGGUGCGGAACGACGUACGACUUGAGGUGACUCCGAUACAGCAGGGAACUUGAACGACGUGAAGCUAUACUUACCCGUCUCGUCCUCCUCGUCAGCGUACCUAUCCCCGUCACCAUCCGGGCUGAGCCGCUGCCUCUUCUCCCGUCCUUGUUGAGCCCUGACUGGCGCGGGCAGAGCAGGAGGAACAGGAAGCGGGCGAGCAGUCUCAGGCAACGG
Gloeophyllum trabeum ATCC 11539 is the source of this 5061-nucleotide messenger RNA. Its product is annotated as Oxysterol-binding protein. Lineage: Eukaryota; Fungi; Basidiomycota; Agaricomycetes; Gloeophyllales; Gloeophyllaceae. Gene Ontology annotation, molecular function: sterol binding. The transcript has 12 exons. Bases 221 to 1423 code for a protein of 400 amino acids. The record is from RefSeq and is a predicted model, not a curated record. Gene Ontology annotation, cellular component: cytosol; intracellular membrane-bounded organelle; membrane.